Molecule: messenger RNA, 391 nt
Organism: Trachemys scripta elegans
Lineage: Eukaryota; Metazoa; Chordata; Testudines; Emydidae
Gene: MCF2
Product: MCF.2 cell line derived transforming sequence
Exons: 4
Coding region: 43-303 (86 amino acids)
Source: RefSeq, a predicted model, not a curated record
CUGAGCUCUCCCAGCUGAAGAUUUUGAAGCCUGCUGCCCAAGAUGAAUGCAGUUGGAAUCACUGAAAACAUGAAGGGGGAUCAUCGAAAAUUUGAGAUCUGGUACAGCGGACGAGAAGAGGUGUACGUUGUUCAGUAUAGGUAUCUUUACGGGCAACUGGUUUGGACUGUAGUAUCGAAAACAGAGACGAGAAAAAUACGGAACAACACAACAAGUGAAGAAACUUAUGAACUAACCAGUUUCUCCAGUUAUGCUGCAACCCUUGUCCAAUCGACCAAGCUGCAGUGGUGUAACGGAAGGUAGCAUUUAGCUCUGUGUCUGUGAGAAACUCAAGACGAGCUCAGCAUACUGAGAACUCAGCAAGAGGAAUUCAUGGCACUGCUAGAUGAGG